Galleria mellonella (greater wax moth) is the source of this 4982-nucleotide messenger RNA. RefSeq names its product sex determination protein fruitless (gene fru). Gene Ontology annotation, molecular function: protein binding; DNA binding. The transcript is spliced from 8 exons. Gene Ontology annotation, cellular component: nucleus. Gene Ontology annotation, biological process: regulation of transcription by RNA polymerase II. Lineage: Eukaryota; Metazoa; Arthropoda; Insecta; Lepidoptera; Pyralidae. The coding region runs from base 350 to 1768 and encodes 472 amino acids. The record is from RefSeq and is a predicted model, not a curated record.
GCUUGCGGAAAAUCAAGAUUGUACUCUGAAAAUAGUAUUUAGCAUGUCCUAUGUAAAGCAACCUAAAUCUUUCUAUUCUAAAAUGAAAAAUAUUACUCGAUUUAUUUUAAUAUUAUAUAUUAAAAUUUUUAAAAGACUAAAACUCCCCUCAAUAGUUAGUAAUCAUAGAAACAGAAAUAGACCUGAUUAGACAAAUCCGACAGAGAUAAAACUCUAUGGCAGAGCCCUUUGAAAUAAACAAAACAAAAAAUACUAUGAUAUUUAUAGAAAAAUAAAAUUAUCAAGUAAUUAUAGAAUCUACAUAAUGUCCUAACUCUAUAUACUGAAGAAAAUUGUUUACAUAUUUAACAUGUAUACAAAUGGACGUAAGUACAAUCCUUUUGGAUUGUGGAUGUCAAAAAUGCUGUGCGAAAACUGCUUCUGCGAAUGUAUAUUCAUUUGUAUGAAAAUCGCACGGUCACUGACAACACUGGCACCUACAAUGGACCAGCAAUUUUGUUUGCGCUGGAACAACCACCCAAACAACCUAACUGAUGUGCUAGCAAGUCUAUUACAAAGAGAGGCACUCUGCGAUGUCACAUUGGCCUGUGAUGGGGAAACAGUCAAGGCACAUCAGACGAUACUCUCAGCCUGUUCCCCAUAUUUUGAAAGUAUUUUCCUGCAAAACUCGCACCCGCAUCCAAUUAUAUUCCUAAAAGAUGUAAGAUUCACAGAAAUGAAGUCAUUAUUGGACUUCAUGUAUAAGGGGGAAGUAAAUGUUGGCCAAAAUAUGCUACCGAUGUUCCUAAAAACUGCAGAAAGUUUACAAGUGAGAGGGUUGACAGAAAAUAAUACAUUGAAUCCUAAGACAGAGGACCGUUCAACGCCAUCAGUCAGCGCGGAGAACCUAUCAUCUCGGACGGAGUCUUUCGCGACUCCGCCUGCUGCACACUGUGCGCCGCCCGCGCCCCUCACACCGCUAUCCUCGGCGCCCACGCACCCUGCGCAUCCGCCGCACUCCUUGCCGCUCGAAAAGAGACGCAGAAAGAAUUCCUCGGUGCCAAGAGAAGACGAAUUGUCUUACAGACACUAUGAGCAGGGACAUCUAAAGUCGGUAAAAGGCGGUUCAACGGGCUCGGGGUCGGAGCCGUCGACGCCACCGCCGGCGCACACGCCGCAGCGGCUGACGCCGCGGUCGCCGGCGCACACGCCGCACGUGAAGCAGGAGCCCGAGUCGCCGUACACAGCCGCGGCCCCCGCGCCGCCCGCGCCUGCGCCCGUCACGCCUCACGCCCCCCUCUCUUCCCUCGCCACGCACCAACAUCAUCCGCCGCCACACUUCGACCAGACGCAUCUCACGGGUAUCGGAGUAAGCGAAAUGGCAUCUAUGUUGACCCAGCAUCCACUUGGCAAUGACUGCAACGAGAGCGAGCCUAUGCUGCAACCGCAUCCUGACCAAACUGAUACUAUAGACGGCUCGAAGGGCUGGCACAUGCGGCUGACGUUCGAGCGGGUGGCGGGCGCGCUCAAUCUGCACCGCUGCAAGCUGUGCGGCAAGGUGGUCACUCACAUCCGGAACCACUAUCACGUGCAUUUCCCCGGGCGGUUCGAGUGCCCGCUGUGCCGCGCCACCUACACGCGCUCCGACAACCUCCGCACGCACUGCAAGUUCAAACACCCCGCGUACAACCCCGACACGCGCAAGUUCGAGCCCCCGCCCGCGCCGCCCGCGCCAGCGCCCCCGCACGCGCCGCUCUUCGCCAACCACCUGGACGCGGGCUUCGACUGAUUGUCCAUGUACUGGCUCGGCCUCGACGCUCUGUGAGCGCCCGCCUUGUGCCAGCUCAGACUCUCGUUGUUGAUGUGUCAAAAUUUUAACAGACCGUCUCGCGUCGAAACCGCUUCCUAUUUAGGAUUAAGCUGAAGUGCUAUUACUUAAACGGGCCUUUCUUAGGUACCCCGAACGUGUCGGGUGACUCGUUUAGUAUUGUCUCGGUUGUGCGUUUGACUUGCCCAAGUGUGACCUUGUAUAAGAUUCCAGUCAGGAAUGUAACUAUUAUGUCGAUGUUACUGAUUUAAUAACUUGAAGCGUAUAUAAACUAGGUAAGCAAAUUUUUUUCUAUACCAAUUGCUAUACGGGAACGGGCAAAAGCAAUAAUAUGAUGUUAAUUUUAUUACCAUAUUAUUUUUUAUAUUAUAUAGAUAAGAAUCUUAAGCUAUUUAAGGAUAUACAUUAUUAUUGAGUAGCGGUGCGACCGCGAAGUGAUGCUGGCUAUUAACGGUGGCUCCAGUAUGGGCCCACACUUUCUUGUUAUAUUUAUUCAUUAGAUAGGAAAUUAUGAGUUUCCUGUAGCCAAUUGUAUUUAUGUUAUUAUAUACUACAUCGUACGGGUGGUGCAGAGAAUGACAUCAAACGGAAAGGAUCCAGAGGACUGGGAAAGAGAUUGUGAUCUGUCGUUGGUCAACGACAUAUAAAUAUUGACUGAAUCUCAGUGUAGAUGCAUUUGUAACUCCAUGAGGCCUUUGCAAGAUGGAUAAUUUAUAAGGAUAUGUGAUGUAUUAAAGGAUAGCGCCUAAGGAAACAUACGAAAAGAUUUUUAUACUAGACUAGUUGAUCUAUUUACGGAGAUUGUUUUUUUUUAUACUUAGAUAUAUUCUAUGUCUGAUUUAAUAUACUUUUAUAUUUAUAUAAUAUGAUUUAUUAGUGUUGUUUGUUUUUAUUGAUUCAGCAUAUUAUAGUAACAUUAAUUUCGUUUAUAUUCAGUUGACGUUUAGACACUUUAGAAUUGUCAAAUGAGAUGAAAUGUUAACGUGUUUUAUUAUUUUAUCGUUGGUAGGUGUUUAGUUGUCUUAAAUGGCAGAGUGCCGGCCGCGCCGCGCCUCUUGCCCUCGUGUGAUCGGUGCUUGAGGUCAAAGACCUCGUUCAAUUACUAUAAGAUAGUAAGAAACGUUUCGUGGUUGCGCAUUUAGUAACUAAUAUUGGCAUUCUACGAUUGGGACUAACCUAGCGUUUAUGUAUGUAUUUUUCAAUUAAGAUUUAAGAUUGUUACAUUUUUAGCUAAACACUUAGAGUGGUACGGUAACUGAAAUGUGAUAAAAUGGAAUGGUGCUACAACCAAGAGUGUUAACACGCUACGAUUCGACUCCUAUUAUAAUAUUAUUAAUGUGUUAAUGAUUAGUUACUUUGCAUUAAUUAAUAUAAGGCAUCUAGCAUCCAGUUGAGGUCGCAUCUGUCUGGUCAACGGGUAAAAUUACGCAUGGUCUUAGAGAUUACAGUAUCACUCGAGAUUUUACCUUCAUUUAUUUCUGAUAUCUUUAAUCAAAUUUACUAAUAAAUCAAUAAUAUGACCCGUUUCAAAUCAGAUCAUAGUUUACCAAAAAUAAAAAGUUCAUUAAUAUUGUAAGAAACUACCGCAUCCAAAUAACAAAUCCAUAAUUGUUUCCACAAAUAUAUUGUGGUGUUAGUACUAUUUAGUAGCUGUGAACAUGCAAUUACAGAUGUGCAAUUUUUUGAAAAUAGUCAUAACUCAUAGAUAGAUUUUACAAUUGUCUAUUGAAUUUAGGGGCCCACUUAAAUUAAGCUGUAAACUCCCGUCUAUGUAAUUAAAAUACCGCCAAACAUACUUCUCAUAGUUUUUACACAUAAUUUUAUAAAAUGUUAAGAGAAUUUUAAAACUAUUAUGUAUCGUACAGUGGGCGCUUAUUAUUUGAUAGCAUUUCAUACUCAGUGCAAUAUUACUAGUUAUUUAAUUACGUAACCAAACUAAAGGAUAUGUUAUAUAAUUAAUGUCUUCGAAGAGAGUAACUAUACCUAUUUUGUAUUUGCAUAAGUGAACUCCUCAUUUCUAUUUCUAUCUAGUGAAUCAGUUUGGGUUACGGUGAUGUACAGGUUUUAUAGCUGGUAAUAUUAAGAUUUAGCUUGUUUACCUCUGCCAAUCGUAAUAGUUAUGUACUAUUUAAUAAUUUAUUAUCGCGCAAGUUAAAGUCUAUUGUUGAAAAUAGAUCAUAGCUAUCCAGUGCGGGCGUGAGAGCCCAGUGAGAAUGGUUGAUCAGUGAUCUCCCUAUGGCGCGAACGGAGCCAGCCCAAUGCCAGUUGCGCGUUUGGCAGGUUGCCGCUAGCGUUCUACGCUUCAUCUAAUCAUGAAUGCAUUUUUUAUAUUACUAUCACUCAAGACCAAUUUUGAAUAUUAAAUUUGCUAUAGCAAAUUAAAUGAUUAGUAACAUAGAAUAUUAUUUUAGAUAUUUUAGGUUAGGAUACUUGAUAGUGUCUGGCCAGAAUAUUUUGGAGUAUCACAUCGUUUGGCUCAGAAAAUAUCUACUUUGAUCUCUUUUCGGCUUUCAGGAAGUAUGCCACUUAAAUUAUUAUAUAAUGACCACGUAAUUGGACUUAAUGAAAGCUAACUUUAUGCCAUAUGGAAUUUAUACAUAAGGUUAACGAAUUACUAAAUUUAGUCUUAUGAAAUUGAGGUCUUGUGGACCUAGUCACUUGUUUGGCCAAUCUAUUGAAUAUUCCAAUUUAUUAUAUAUUAAAAUUUACAUUUUAUAUCACAAAGGAUGUGAUAAUUUCUUUUGAAAUCAAUGGAGUGCAGGAUGAGCAUAUGAUGAUAGUUAUUUUCAGGAUAGCAAUGGUCUAGUUAUGUUUAUUUUGUUUCGUCUUUAUAACAUUAGCAAAUUUGUUAUAGUGUCGUAUAUCACAAUAGAAUAAUACUAAUAGGAAGGGGGUGUCAAAUCGUGUACCUAACAGCUGUCUGUAGUCUUGUUAUAUUAUUACAUAAAAUUUUAUGAACUAUUUGUUGUUUAUGAAUAUUUUGUUUAAUUUCUUGGUUUGAUGCCUCCGUUAAAAGUUUAAUUUAAAUAAUUUCGUUUUAUGCAAGCAGUUAAUGCAAUUAUUUUUUUUUCACAUUGUUUGAUGUUAUGUAAUGCAAUCUUAACAUGUUGCAAACUCCUGCAUUUAUCUGUUGUAUUUAUUACUAAUUUUUACAUUAAAUUGUGGUAUGUUACAA